Molecule: messenger RNA, 1233 nt
Organism: Drosophila suzukii
Lineage: Eukaryota; Metazoa; Arthropoda; Insecta; Diptera; Drosophilidae
Gene: Grl36a
Product: Gustatory receptor-like 36a
Source: RefSeq, a predicted model, not a curated record
AUGUGGCAGUCACGACUGCUGAGAUGGUCUGUUCUGGGAAUUUGCUGGACCUCUUAUAUUUUUUAUCGUGGCUGCGUAAUUGGGCAAAUAAAAUUCGAUACGGAAAAGAAAAAGCUGAUUAUCCAGCCUCGCAAUAUCUGGACCAAGAGAAUAGCACUGUGUCUGAAGAUUAUAGCGUUCUCACUUAACUAUUUUGGCAUUCCAUAUUUUUCGAUAGCGUUUGUUCUAUUUCUUCCAAAGGAGCUCUCCAAAACAAUGUUUUCUGCACCAAAAUUCUUUGAAAUUCUUUUGAGUUCGGUCAUCAUGCAACUAAGUAUUAUCAAUACUAUACGCUUGUGUUACUGGAUGAGUAGUCCGCCCUGGAAUCGAUCCUUUGUGGGUCUCGUCAAUGACGUGAUAGAUAUAACCAAAUUGAUGGAAGAUACAGUGGGACCUCUUUACUUGGAAGGUAUUUCCUUGCUGAUCCUGCACACAUUUCAGAUCGGUUUGACUAUACUGCAGAUCGUGGGCUACACCCGAAUGCAGUUUCACAUCUUCUCGCUUUACAACCUUCUGCUGGAAUUGUUUUUCAACUUAUUUGUGGUCUACCAGUUGCUGCUUUUGUCUUGGAUAGCUGCUUUUAGCCGUUUCUUAAAGAUCUAUCUGCAGGAACGUAAACUGACUAAAAGAAAGGGCUUACAAGUUCUUCAGCUGUUUCGUCUUUAUUCACGGAUCAGCAAUGUUCAUAGGAGUAUCCAGCUGAUAUGGCUCCCGGUGAUCGGUAUGCUCUUCUCCGACAUUUUGUUGCUAGUAAGCAGUUGGGCAUUUAUCAUCAAAAGCAUAAUUUUCAACCGCUGGAUCACAAACGAAAGUCUUGAUAGGAAAUAUUGGAUAGCCGCUUUGGGUGCUCAGGCCUCUUUUUUUAGGAUUUUAUUAAUUGGUCUGGGCAAUGAUCGAUUGGCCCUUCUGCAGUGUUUCCUUAGAUUGCAACUCCUGGUCAUCGAUUUGAGCUACUUAACGCAUGAUCAGCAGGAUCAGAACUUCGACUGGGAUGUCAAGACUUUGCAAUGCUGUUUUGAUCUACAAUUGAGAGUCCAGCCGAUCAGGAAUCGAAUAAUAAGCGUUUAUCAGGAAUGCGGAUGCCCAUUUGUACUUGACUUUUUUUUUUGCACACUGAUCAACGCUUUGUGCUGUGCACAGUAUGGAAUGUCCUUUGACAUCCAUUCUUUAAUUUUUUCUGAUGUUAUAAAAUAG